AUGAGCAAAGCUGCGAACGAACCGGUUCCUCGUCACAACCUCCUCCUCCACCUGCUCCUGCUCCACGUCUCAGCGGGGAGUCUGUCCGCGCAGCGCGGGCAUCCAGCGCGACACUUCGGCCAAAUAUCAGAGAACUCCCCGGCCGGGACGCCGGUGGACGGGAUAAUCUUACCGCUCGGAACCGGCAGCUGCACCGGAGCGGACCUCAAUGCCAGCCUGAAGGGGGAUUACGCGUCGGAUUUUCAGCUGGUUCGCCACCGGGGCCACCGGGGCCACCGGGGCCACCUGGCUCUGGUGUCUGCCAAAGCGCUGGACCGGGAGUUUAUAGCGAUGUACGAGCUGAGGGUGCAGCUGCCGCCGCGGUGCCUGAGGAGACCGGCGGCUGUCCAGGUGGAGGUGUCGGACAGGAACGACAACGUUCCCCGGUUCACCAACGGGAACUUGACCGUUGAAGUGGACGAGCUGACGCCGCUCGGUACCGAGCUGGCCCGGUUCGACGCAAAGGACGGCGACGCAGAGCAGAAUGGUCUCGUGACCUUUUACGCGUCACCGGACUCUCACCUGCUCCACGUGGUUCCCCUGACCGGGCAGGUGAGGCUGGUCGGGUCCCUGCAGGGGGUCCGCCAGGUGACGCUCCGCCUUUACGUGAAGGACGGCGGGGAUGUGGAACUGGUCGGUGACCCGGUGCUCCUGCAGGUUAACGUCCACCGGCACCGACCCAGCAGGCGGAGGCCCCGGGCUCUCUCCGAGGAGCUGACCUACACGGUGACCGUUCCGGACCACGUCAGAGUCGGGGACCUGGUGUUCACGGUGCCGGACCAGAGGUUCCAGCAGCGGUGGUUCGAGGUGAUGUCAGAGGCGGACUCCCCGGUCCAGAUCGAGCGGGACUCGGGGCGUCUGUACCUGGCGAGCAACCUGCGGGAGCCCGCCGAGGUGACGGUGAAGAUCCAGAACCGCAGAGGUGAUGACUGGUACCUGUGCAGACUGACCCUGAGCAUGCCCAGUCAGGCCAACCUGCAGUGGGCCAUGUUUCCCUCGCCUUACCUGGGCACCGUGGGUCCGGACGCCGCGCCCGGCUCUGCAGUGUACCGAGUGUUGGCACGGCAACGAGACGGGACGCAGGGACAGGCCCAGUUCCUCCUGCUGGACGGUGGGGACGAGUGCUUCGAGGUGGACCGUCGUUCCGGUGAGAUCCGGACCACAGGACGACCUCUGACCCCCAGUAAGGAGUAUCUGCUGCGGGUGCAGGCCGUGGACGAGCACGGACGUAAAGGCACGUCGGCCACGGUGGCCAUCCUGGCCGGUUACCGGGCGCCGCAGUUCACCAACGCCACCUACAGUCUGAACGUAGCAGAAAACACACCUGUCGGACAAUCCGUCGCUGUGGUUCAGGCCGUUUCCUUCCAGAAGAAGAGUCUGUCCUACAUGUUGCUGGUGAAUCCGGGGAAUCUGUUCAGCGUCAACCAGGAGAGCGGAGCGCUCAGCCUCACCCGGGCCGUCGACUACGAGAGCGGACACAACGUCCACACGCUGCAGGUCCGAGCCUCCGAACCCGACACCGGCCUCAGCGGCGUGGCAGAGGUUGUCCUUCAUGUGACGGAUGAGAACGACUGCACACCUGAGUUCCUCCACUCCAUCUACACCAGAGACAACAUACCUGAGAGCAUCGCACCCGGGAGCUCCCUGCUGCAAGUUCUGGCCCGGGACUGUGACUCGGGCGUAAACUCGGAAAUCUCCUACUUCGUCCAUGGCGGCGAUUUUGACAUCACAUCAGGGGGUGUGGUCAGCCCCGCCCAUCUCCUGGACUACGAGCGACCCAAUCACAUCUAUGAGUUUGUGGUGGUGGCUGUGGAUGCGGGCACGCCCCCACGCACCGGCACCGCCUCCGUCCGCAUCCGAGUCUCCAACAGCAACGACGAGGCGCCCGUCUUCUCCCAGAGCGUUUAUAAGACCUUCCUCAGUGAGGACGCUGGUCCCGACACGCUGGUCGCCAUCGUCCACGCCAAUGACCCAGAUGGAGAUGCCGUCUCCUACGCCAUCACCGGUGGCAACGAGGACAGCAACUUCCUGCUGGACAACCAGAAAGGCAUCAUCAAGCUGCGGCGAAGUCCCCCCCCCAGGCUGCGAGGACCUCAGUACGUCCUCAACAUCACCGCCACGGACGACAACGCGUCCGGCGGCCCGUACCCACUCAGCAGCUCCACUCAGGUCAUCGUGGGAAUCAACGACAUCAACAACAACAAGCCGGUCUUCCAGGAGUGUCAGAACUACAGCCUGAACGCUGCCGUGCUGGAGAACCAGCCACCGGGGACGUUGGUGCUGCGCGUCCAGGCCCACGACGCCGACAUGGGGGUCAACGGAGAGGUCAAAUACGGCAUCAUGCACAGAGACGGCGUGUCGUCAGGUUUUGACAUUGAUCCCGACACAGGCGUUAUCACCACGGCGAUGAGUUUCGACAGAGAGCGCCAGAGGGAGUUCACGCUGUCGGUGACGGCCACAGAUCAGGCCGAGGAGCCGCUGAUCGGGAUCUGUCAGAUCACGGUGCUCGUCUCCGACCAGAACGACAACGACCCCAAGUUCGAAAACAGCCGUUACCAGUACUUCCUGCGAGAGGACUCUCCAGUUGGAACCAGUUUCCUGCGAGCAGCGGCACACGAUGACGACCAGGGCAGCAACGCGGCCAUCGCCUACUCACUGUCCAAUCAGAAGCCAGCGUACCUGCACAUCAACCCCAGCACUGGGUGGAUUUACGUCAAUCACCCCAUCUCACAGACGUCCAGGAUCAGCCAGCAGAUCGUGGCGUCGGACGGAGGGAACCGCAGCAGCUCCGUGGAGCUGACCGUCAUCAUCACCAACGUGCACAACCAGCCGCCCCACUGGGAGCAGCCCGAGUACUGGGUCACCGUCCCAGAAAACACCGUCCGAGACGCCAAGAUAGUGACCGUCAAGGCGACGUCCCCGCUCGGCGACCCCCGGGUGACCUACAACCUGGAGGAGGGUCAGGUGCCAGAGACCAACAUGCCGGUGCGUUUCUACAUCAAACCGAACCGCGCGGACGGCUCGGCGUCUAUCCUGGUGGCCGAGAACCUCGACUUCGAGACGACUCGCUUCUUCACGCUCAGAGUGCGAGUGCAGAACGUCGCCGCCGUGCCGCUCGCCUCCUUCACCACCGUCUACAUCAACGUGACAGAUGUGAACGACAACGUUCCUUUCUUCCUGUCGUCCACCUACGAGGCCACGGUUCCUGAGGGAGCGGAGAUCGGCACGUCGGUGGCUCAGGUGUCGGCCACAGACCUGGACUCGGGUCUGCAUGGGAUGAUCCACUACGCGAUCCUGAGGGACGAGAGCGGAGACUCCCAGUUCUUCAGCAUCGACACGCGCAGCGGCGCCAUCGUCACCCGGGCCUCGUUCGACCGCGAGCAGAAAGCCUCGUACCUGAUCGAGGUGCAGUCACAGGACGGCUCCGAGUCGUCCCGACCAGGCCAACAGGGACAACCCAACACCGACACGACGUACGUCAGGAUCUUCAUCACCGACGUCAACGACAACGCCCCGGCGUUCGCCCAGCCGGUGUACGAGGUGAGCGUGGAAGAGGACAAGGAGGUCGGCUUCGUCCUCAUCACCGUUACCGCCAACGACGAAGACGAGGGUGCCAACGCCAAGCUGCGUUACCAGAUCACCGCAGGAAACGCCAUGGGCACCUUCGACGUGGAGCCCGAGGUGGGCACCAUCUACGUGGCUCAGCCGCUGGACUACGAGAUGGAGCAGCGCUACGAGCUGCGGCUGGUGGCCUCCGACGGGAAGUGGGAGAACGAGACGCUGGUGGUGGUGCAGGUGGUCAACCACAACGACGAGGCGCCCGUCUUCAGCCAGACCGAGUACCAGGCCGUUGUGACUGAGGAGCUCACCCAGCUGCCAGUUUUCAUCCUGGAGGUGUCAGCCACAGAUCCAGACCAAGAGGCCGACCAAACUGCCGUUCGCUACUCUCUCCACGGCCAGGGCGCCGGCGGUGAAUUCACCAUCGAUGAACGCACUGGAAGAAUAUACGCCCAACGGCGACUGGACCGUGAGGAGCGUCCAGCCUGGAGAUUCCUGGUCCUCGCCACAGAUGAGGGAGGGGCGGGACUCACAGGAUUUGCCGAUGUGCUGUUAGAAGUCCAAGAUGUCAACGACAAUGCUCCCUUCUUCCCGUGUCCAGCACUGGAAGUAGAUGGUUGUUUUGUUGGCCAAGUGCCUGAAAACUCCCCCGCAGACACCUCUGUCAUGGAGAUGCGUGCCAUGGACCUGGACGACUCCAAUGAGGGCAAGAACGCCGUGCUGACCUACAGCAUCAUCAAGAACGUCCGCAAUGAGAUCAACCUCAACCUGUUCUCCAUCAAUGGCACCACGGGGACCAUCUACACCGUUCUACGUUCCCUGAACCGGGAGGCGGAGGACCGGUACCUGGUGGUGGUGGAGGCCAGGGAUGGAGGGGGACUAGUGGGGACGGGGACAGCCACCAUCAUGGUUUCAGAUGUCAACGAUCACCCGCCCGUCUUCACUCAGAGGAUCUACACCACUCAGGUGACAGAAGACCUGGAGGUGAACAGCGAGGUUUUCGUGGUUUCUGCCACAGAUGGAGAUGAGGGCGAGAACGCUGUGGUAACCUUCAGCAUCGUUGCAGGUGACGAGGACAGGAAGUUCUUCGUGGAAACUGACAAACUUAACAGACGUGGGGUGAUAAAGCUGAAGAAGACGGUGGACUUUGAAAAGCCCCACGAGAGAACUUUCAAUCUGACCCUGAAGGCUGAGGAUGCGGAUUUCUUCAGUCUGGCCUACUGUCUCGUUCAGGUGGAAGACUCCAAUGACCACGCCCCUGUCUUCCUCCCACAAUUCUAUGAGUCGCCGGCCAUGUCCGAAGACGUUCCCGUGGGGACCAUUGUUACUCAGGUGACAGCUUCGGAUCUCGACUCAAGCCAAAAUGGACGUUUCUCUUACAGUAUCUCCAGAGAGUCUGACCCUUACGGUCAGUUCCUGGUGGACCAGUCUGGUUGGGUGGUAGUGGCUGAUUCGCUGGACAGGGAGAAAAUCUCACAGCACAGGAUCAUGGUCCUCGCUACAGAUGCUGGGACUCCGCCCCUGACCGGAACCGCCAUAGUGAUGGUGACGGUACUUGAUGUUAACGACAAUGGGCCGGAGCUCGAGGUCCCCUACGAGCCCGUUGUCUGGGAGAACACGGCGGCACCUCAGGCCGUACGGAUGAACAAAACCUCCCUCCUCCUCCACGCCACCGAUCGAGACACCUCCACCAAUGGCGGACCGUUCUCCAUACGACUCCUCAUGCUCACCUCAGAUGCCACCAACUUCAAUUUGACAGAUUUUCGGAACGGCAGUGCCGCCAUCACAGCCCUGCGAACGUUUGACCGUGAGCGGCAAAAAGAGUACCGCCUCCCGAUUCUCAUGAUUGACAGCGGCUCUCCUCCAAUGAGCUCCACCAGCACACUGACGGUUGUGAUUGGAGACAGAAAUGACCAUCCCCACUCGCCAGGACACACCCACUUCAUCGUGUACAGUUUUGAGGGUAUCCUCCCGACGACGGCGCUCGGACAGGUUCAGUCCCCCGACCUUGAUGACUGGAGUGAGAAGGUGUACCGCUUCGAGGGCAAACCCACCAGGUUGUUCAGUCUGAACCACAGCUCGGGGCAGCUCAGUGUCAGGGAGGGGACGCCUCCGGGGUCGUACCGCCUGCAGGUGCGCGUGUCCGAUCACACCUGGCCCGACGUGACCUCCACGGCUCGGGUGGACGUAGUCGAGCUGCAGCAGGACGCCCUGCAGAACGCCGCCUCCAUACGCCUGUCCAACCUGACCGUGGAGCAGUUUUUCAGCAGCAGUGGAGGUGAGGAGAGUCGUUUCUCCCUUCUGGGCCGAGCGUUGGCUGAACUCCUGCAGACUUUGCCGGAAAAGGUCCAGAUCUUCUCAGUUGGCGACGGGGGGAGACGGGGGGAGAAGGAGCUGGACGUCUGGUUUGCUGCUCAUGGCUCGCCGUACUACAAGGCGGAGAAACUGCACGGCUACGUGGCGGCGAACAAAUUCAAGCUGGAGGCCACGUUGGGCGUGUCCAUCUCUCAGGUGGGCGUUGACGACUGUCCCCACGCCGCCUGUCAGUCGGGCUGCAGCAGCGAGGUUUCCUUCGGCCAGACCCCGGUGGCUCUCAGCUCCGGGAACACGACCCUGGUGUCGCUGGCGGCCUCGACCACGGCUCAGUGCGGCUGCCGGGGCCGAGAGGCCGUCCAGCUGCCCUGCUCCUCUUACCCCACCAGCCCCUGCUUCAACGGGGGCACCUGCCAGGACGGACCCGUGGGACACAGAUGUCAGUGUCCUCCCAUGUACGACGGCCCCGAGUGCCAGCAAACCAAGCACAGCUUCGGUGGCCAGGGCUACGCCUGGUUCCCCCCCAUCAUGCCCUGCUUCCAGAGCCACAUCUCCCUGGAGUUCCUGGCCGAGUCGGCCAAUGGGCUGCUCCUCUACAACGGGCCGGUGGGCCCCGCCAACUCUGAGGAGCAGGAGGACUUCAUCGCCAUCGAGCUGAGGAACGGGGUUCCAGCUCUGAGUAUCAACCACGGGUCCGGAACGCUGACACUGCAGCUGCCUCCCAAAUCCACCGCCACCGACCGCCGCUGGCAUCGCCUCGACGUCAUCAGCGAUGGGAAGGCCGUCCAGCUGAUUCUGGACCAGUGUGGGGGGGCUGCAGUGAACGAGGUGGAGGGUGUGGGGGCACUCAGGAGGUGGACGAGUCAGGCUGCAGAGCUGCAGGAGAAACACCCGGGAACCAGAGGUGAGUUCAAACCUGGAGACACCAGAGACCAGCGUGUCACUGUGCACCUAUCUGAAUGUGUUCCAGCCUCUUCAGUUGGGGGGAAGGAGACAUCUCCUCACAGACGUUACCACAGUUUCACCGGCUGCAUCCGCAACCUGGUGGUGGACAGUCAGGUGUACGACCUGGCGUCUCCAGGUGAGAGUGUGGACAGCGCCCCCGGGUGCAGGCUGACAGACGGGGUGUGUGUGACGGCAGAUAAUCCGUCGUGUGGCGUUCACGCCUCCUGCCUCGCCGACUGGGGCUCCUUCAGCUGCGAGUGCCACCCGGGGUACACCGGACACAAGUGUGACAAAGUCGUCCCUGAGUUUUCCUUCGACUCAGGCAGCAUCGUGCGUUACCAGCUCAGAGGAGGCGGCAGCUCGCGUCGCACCAACGUCCAGCUGCUCCUCCGGACCAGAGCCGCCUCGGGCACCCUGCUCUCCGUGACAUCCCGGGAAGCCAGCGAGUACCUCGUCCUGGAGGUCACAGAGGGUCACCUCGCUGUUCGCGCCAACCUCGGCGACGGCGCCAGCGCCCUGCGGCUCCUCAGUCAGCGGGUAGACAUCGGGCAGUGGGUCCUGGUCAGCCUCAGUCGCCAUGACAACGUGUUCACCCUGCGGCUGGAGCAGGGCGGAGGGUCGCGGGAGGUCCAGGCGCGGCUGGGGAGCCGCAGGGAGAUUGUGGUCCACCCCGGCAGUGUGAUGGUCGGAAACGGCCCGAACGCCGGAGACAAGGCGGCAGACUUUCACGGCUGCCUGCGGGACGUGCGUUUGAACGGUCAGGUCCUCCCUCUGGACGGGCAGAGCCGGGACCUUGUGACGGUGCUGGAGAGGCGGGGCGUCACCUCAGGGUGCGCCAGCGACGCCUGCAGCAGCCAGCCCUGCCGCAGCCCGCUGCGCUGCAUCGACCUGUGGAGGAAACACCAGUGCAGGUGUCCUGGCGGUCAGGUGACCGUGACCGAUGAGUCGGGUCAGCAGCGUUGCAAGCCGUCACCAUGCGGACUUUAUUCCUGCCGAAACGGCGGCACGUGCCAGGCACUGUCAGCCGACAGCUACCGGUGCCGGUGUCAGGAGGGGUUCAGAGGUCAGCGCUGCGAGCUGGGGCAGGUCAAAGGUCACCGGCUGGCCGCCCUCAGUCCCAGCUCCAUCCUCGCCAUCAGCAUGUGUCUCCUCGUCUUCUUUGCGGUGCUGGUGGCGGUGACGGUGUGGAACCAGAAAGGCAGCCGCAACAAGUUCAGGAAGCGCGGAGUUUACCACAUCCCUGCUGAACACGAGAGCUGGGAGGACAUCCGAGAAAACAUCCUCAACUACAAUGAGGAGGGGGGGGGCGAGCAGGACCAGAACGGAUAUGACAUCACGGAGUUGAAGCGUCCCCUGUGCUCCAGCCUGUCUCAGUCUUCGUCCUGCACCACCGCCCCGCUCAUCAAAUCCUCCCCCGGCUCCCAGGAGGAGGUUCACCCGUCCGGCUCCUCCUGCAGCUCGGGCGCCCCGUACCUCAGCAUCCCACAUCACCACCAUCAUCAGCACGCCGCCGCCAGCUACAGCGGCGACGCAGCCUACGCCAACUACACCGCUCUCGCUGGCAGGGAAGUGGAGACGAGCGACGCGGGAAGUUGCGCUGACACCGGCCACCAGGGGUCCCGCUCCCACGUGGACUUUAAGAGCUACGUGGCUCGGAUCAUCUGGGAGGCCGACAAUGACAGUGAGGCGCUCCCGCCAGACGCCUACCACGUCUGGUUCGUGGAGGGCUCGGGGUCGUCGGUGGGAAGCCUCAGCUCGCUGGGGUCGGCCGCAUCCCGUGGAAACGUCAACGCCAGUCAGGGCGACGCAGAGGAAGAGGAAGAUGAAGACGAAGGAGGGUUUGUUUACGACAGGCUGUCGCGAUGGGGCCCGAAGUUCCAGGCUCUGAGCAACAUGUACGACCGGCCCCAGCUGAGCCUCACGUACAAGGACGCGAUCACCUACAUACAGAGGAGCCACAGUCACGACCAUCUGCCUCACCACCACUAGGGGGCACUACACAACCCCACCCACCUACAUGCACACUUAACAGACUGGAGGGGGCACUGUGCUGCCUUCACGUCAAAUCAGAAAAUGCAUAAGGUUAAUAAAUCAUUUAUGAGUGAAUAUAAACAAUGUUCAAAAGAAUAUUUUUGCAAUAAAAAGUAAAUCACGUGAGUCGUUCGCUCUGAAUUGAACGUGUCGCAGGUAGAGUUGUGUUGCCCCCCCCCCACAGGUGUGGCAGAGCUCACCUGACUGAGUCAGAAAGGUGUCAAUCAAACCUCCUGGGGACACGCCCACACAGGGCACAGAGGGCCUCGAAAUCUGAUUGGCUGCAACAAGCACCACCUGAGCAAACCCUCAGUGCUGAUUGGCUGUUGGCUCUGACAGACAGGAGGCUCAGCAGGAAGUCAGUGAUCAUGUGACGAGCAAACGGAGAAACUCUGACGUGAGUAAAAUCUGAAACAUCUGAGUUCCCUCGGUUUUUCGACAACAUAAUUUGAUCCAUAAUUUUCUCAGUGAAUCGACGACAGAACGUUUCAUUUUGUCCUGAAUAUAAAAUGUGAGACAAAGGAAAACGAUGAUUAACACGAACCUUGUUUCUGGCUGAAACUCAAACAAACUCAAAAUGACGAUUUUGACGUUUAUGUUCCAGCAGCUUGUUCUCAGCGGCUGUUUCAGUAAAUCUCGAUGUGACGUGAACGCAGCAGGUAAACGAUGUCGCUGUCGGACGUUCAUCACGUGACCCGGGUCAUUCUGAGUGGAGUCGUGGUUUAACGUUUAAAGCACAUAGAGAGAUGUUCGUGUCUCAGCUUUACACAGAAAAAUGUUAUACAACUAUUUAUUUUUCCUUUUUUUGGUUUGUUUUGUUUCUCUUUUUCCUCUGUUCGUGAAACACGACCACGUGAAGUCGCGGUUCUGCUUUAAGGUCGUUUUAAUCUUUUUAUUUCUGUAUUUUUGACCCGACAACACAAACAAAACGUCUCUGAAGGACAAACAGAUGUUUUCUUGAGAAACUGUUUCCACAGAUGAAGUCGACCUCAGACAAACUCGGAGCCGUUCAUUCCUCUUCCUACUUCCUGUUGCAGGAGGAUUCAGAGUCGAUUCCUCAGUGAAACCAGAUGAAUCAAAAAACACGUUUUAACUUUCUCAGCGUUUCCAAACUUUAAUAGUUUGUUUUCAGAUGACAGAUUAUUUUUUUACUCCCUUGUAGAAACGUGCAGUCGGGAUUUGCUCCGUGUGGAUGUUCUGCGUCACGUCACGUUUCGGUGUUUGGUUUGUUUUCCCGUCGGCUCAGAGGAAGAAGCUCUGAAACGUUCUCUGAACAUUUACAGAUCCAGAAGCUGAGUCAUGAACCCGUCGACGCUCAGAGUCCACGUCACGUUUCAAAUGUUUCUUAUUCAUGAUGAAACUAUUAAAGAAGCACAAAACAAAACCUUGAAUCAUCGUGAAUUAUGUUUAAAUGGUGUUGAAGCGACGCUGCAGUUUGUCGUCUGGUGACAGAAAAACAAAACACGUCUCUCAGGUCACUUUUCACGUCACGAUGUCAAAGUAACGUAAAGGAAAAAAAAUGAGUUGCACUAUUUUUUUAAACUAACUUUAUCAGUUUCAACAAAACAUCCAACCAUCAGUGACUCACAGGAAGAAACAACUUUGAAAUAAUAAAAUAACUUUAGUUAUUUGUAAAUUUAAAUUGAAUGAAGAACUUGACUUAAGAAAAGAUCCAUAGGUCACUGAUUUAAAUGUAAUCUGAAACCUCACCACUAGGUGUCACUAAACACUGUGCCCGUUCAAUAGUUUGUUUGUUUCUCAGCUUCUGUAAAAAACUGUUUGUUCAGUUUGUGUGAAAACGUUUUUUCGAGCUUUUCCUCGAUGAGGACGUGAUAUUUUUUAUUUGACUUUCUUAAGAACGAAUAAGUGAAACAGUUUGUUUUUUUCGUCAGAGCAUUUGUUUGGUCGUGUCCUGAGACUUUGACCAGCGUCGUGUCUGAAGGUCGUUUCCCAGCCUACCUCUCGUCUUCGUACGUUGUCACAACUCGGCCCGAUGAAUGUAGUUUUAUAAGAAACUCCUGGGUUUUCAGGAGACGGUCGGAGAGUCCGAGCAGACGAACGACAAUCGGAGAUGUAAAGUGAAUUUAAUCUCACAGGAGACGUGCGUCAAUCAAUCCUGGAUAAAUGUUUUUAUCCUAAAGUCAGAAUCUUUGCUGCUGAGAUUUUAGUUUUUUUUCUCAACUCUUGGUCCCGUUCGUUAAAAGAAAAUGGAACGAAAACCUAAAGAAUCGUUUCAACACAGUUUAUUAUUAAUGAGCUGACGUGAAGCUCCAGAUGUUUUCACCUGUUCCACAUCUGCUCAUGUUUGUUGUGAAUCCAGUGUUUUUGAAAGCGUUGGAAUGUGUGUUGAGUGUAAGUGAGAGCGCUGCUGAUCUGUACCAUGUGAUGUACAUAUGAACGUUUUCUAGAAACCCCACAGAAAAUAUUCCUUUUGUAUUCGACUUUUAAUAAAAAGACUUUUCCCCCAAA
Molecule: messenger RNA, 11355 nt
Organism: Hippoglossus stenolepis (Pacific halibut)
Lineage: Eukaryota; Metazoa; Chordata; Actinopteri; Pleuronectiformes; Pleuronectidae
Product: neural-cadherin
Exons: 34
Coding region: 1-8844 (2947 amino acids)
Biological process (GO): homophilic cell-cell adhesion
Cellular component (GO): cell-cell junction; plasma membrane
Molecular function (GO): calcium ion binding
Source: RefSeq, a predicted model, not a curated record